CCUUCAGGUGGCGUAGUGCUGUGUUAUAUUUUGUGAAUAUUUAUGUAUCUCGCAAGUAGUAAAUGUGGCCAGUAUGUUGAUAUUGGAAUUCUAGCAUCUGAUUUGCAGAAAACCUACAGUGCAGAAUAUGGACGAAGAAAAAGAAAUGCUUUUCGAAUACAAGUUGAAAAAGUGUUUGGAAUAAUCAGUAAUGAGAAAGAACGUGAAGAGUUAGCAGUUUUAGAAGCUGAACAUGUGGCAAAAAGAGCAAGACAACAAGAGAAAAAUGAGACUGCAGGAAGUGCCACAGAUGACUCUGAUUAUGAUGAUUAUCCAGAAGAUCUAUCUACAAAUCACAUGAACAGUUCCCUGCUAAGCUUAUACAAGAAAGGAAAUCCUGAUUCUCUUCCAACCACUCCAAAAAAUGAACCAAUGGAAACCCCCCCACCUGUGCGAACAGCACCUCAAACAAGCACCCUUUUGCCAGGAACAAGAGCGGAAGCACGCAUCUCUGGAGGUGGCUGGUUCAUUGAUAAAACUCCGUGUGGAAAAGACUUUUUCAUUGACCUUUCUGAGGAUGGAGAAGGAGAUGAAAAGAAACUGAUUUCUGAGAAAUCAACAGAAUUUUCUGUCUUGGAGAAUGAAAGAAAGAAUACAAAGGGCAAGAGAGCAAAAAGAAAAAAAGAAUUUCCAGAUGUAGAUGGAGAAAUUGAGUCCAUCUUACUUAAAAAGAAAGUUAGAAGUAAGGGACCAGAGCUUUACCACCCUUCAGUGAAGUUUGAGGAUGUAGGAGGCAAUGAUGAAACUUUAAAGGAAAUAUGCAAGAUGCUCAUUCAUGUCCGUCAUCCUGAAGUCUAUAACCACUUAGGUGUGGUUCCACCUCGCGGUUUUCUUUUACAUGGACCACCAGGAUGUGGAAAGACGCUACUUGCACAAGCAAUUGCUGGGGAGCUUGAGCUCCCGAUGCUGAAAGUGGCAGCAACGGAGAUGGUGUCUGGAGUGUCAGGGGAAUCUGAGCAGAAACUGAGGGAAUUGUUUGAGCAGGCUGUGUCUAGUGCACCAUGUGUCCUUUUCAUUGAUGAGAUUGAUGCAAUCACCCCAAAAAGAGAAGUUGCAUCAAAGGACAUGGAGCGGAGAAUUGUUGCUCAGUUCCUAACUUGUAUGGAUGACUUGAAUAACGUGGCUGCCACUACCCAGGUCCUUGUUAUUGGAGCAACUAACAGACCUGACUCACUGGACCCUGCACUGAGACGAGCUGGGAGAUUUGAUCGAGAAAUUUGUUUAGGGAUCCCAGAUGAAGUGGCAAGAGAAAAGUACGAAAUUCUUCGGACUUUGUGUCGAAAACUUAAGCUCCCGGAGUCCUUUGAAUUUCAUCAUUUAGCACGGCUGACUCCGGGUUAUGUAGGUGCUGAUCUGAUGGCACUUUGUCGUGAGGCAGCUAUGUGCACAGUGAACAGGGUCCUGAUAAAAUCUGAGAAGCAGGAAAGAAAACACAUACACGCUGGAGGAAACAAAGCUGAAGAAAGCAAAGGAAUAGGAACAGACAUCCUGGUGGAAGAGGAUACCAAACAACUAGAACUUCCUCCUAAGGACGAACUGCAGAGACUUUUGGAUUUGCUAAAGAAGCAAGACCCCUUGCCUGAGGAGCAGCUGCAGAAGCUGUGCAUUGAGAUGAAUGAUUUUAUUGUUUCACUGUCAUCAGUGCAACCCUCUGCCAAGAGAGAAGGCUUUGUCACAAUUCCUGAUGUGACAUGGGCAGAUAUCGGAGCCCUGGAGGAUGUUCGGGAGGAGCUGACUAUGGCAAUAUUGGCACCUGUGCGAAACCCAGAGCAGUUUAAAGCUCUGGGCCUGACUACUCCAGCUGGUGUCCUGCUUGCAGGGCCUCCCGGGUGUGGCAAAACCCUGUUAGCUAAGGCCGUGGCAAAUGAGUCUGGACUGAACUUCAUAUCUGUGAAAGGUCCUGAACUGCUAAAUAUGUAUGUUGGUGAAAGUGAACGUGCUGUACGUCAGGUAUUCCAGCGUGCCAGGAAUUCAGCCCCUUGUGUUAUAUUUUUUGAUGAAGUUGAUGCUUUGUGCCCUCGGAGGUCCGACCGUGAAUCAGGAGCCAGUGUCCGAGUAGUUAACCAGUUACUCACAGAGAUGGAUGGUCUGGAGAAUCGUCAGCAGGUUUUCAUUAUGGCUGCCACAAACAGGCCAGAUAUAAUUGACCCAGCUAUCCUGCGUCCUGGUAGACUGGAUAAAACGCUUUAUGUGGGUUUGCCACCACCUGAAGAUCGACUUGCUAUUUUAAAGACCAUCACCAAAGGUGGUACCCGGCCUCCACUAGAUACUGAUGUAAACCUUGAAGAAAUUGCGUACAGUCAACAUUGUGAUUGUUAUACAGGGGCAGACCUUUCCGCUCUAGUGCGUGAGGCUUCAAUUUGCGCAUUGAGACAGGAGAUGGCCCUGCAGAAUACUAAAAGCAAGAAAGGGGAAAUCAAGAUUUCCCAUAAACACUUUGAAGAAGCUUUUAGGAAAGUGAAGUCCUCAGUAUCAAAGAAGGUAAGAUAUGUAAGACUGAUUUGUAAGUAUGUAAGACUGAUUACUCCUCUGGAAAGGAUGCCCUUUUUAUGCUGGAGACUGGUGGGAAUAGUUAAGCAUGCUGUAUGCUUCCAUGUAUUUCAAACAACUGACACUACCUGUAGAUGGAUUACCACGCUAUCAAAGUUAUCUUGUAGUAUGGCACCUUGGACUUCUCUCUGAAGUUCUCUGCUUAGUUAUUGACCUGGCCUUAACCUCUUACAUCUGUGGAAUUUUCAGUUAGAAGUGAAGGCCUUUAGAGUGUACUACACCUUCCCACCACCUUUUCUUCCCCCCUAGAUGGAUAUGACACUCAAAAAUGCUCAACCAUUUCUGUUAACAUGUGACGUUUUGAAAUAGGACAUAGGACAUAGAACACUAUCAUCUUUGUUAUUUCUUACCAGUCUUUUCAUUAUUUGCAUUUGUCAAUGAAGUUAGUUUUAGAUGUUUCCUUAUGACCUGUUCUUUUUAAUGACUGAAAGGAAAGCUGUUCAGUCAUCUUAAUUACUAUAAUUGAGAAGUUUUUAUAUAUAGGAAUUGUUAUUGCUGCAGAGCUUUUGUGUAUAGGUGUCUCCAUGUUGCCAAGAGUAUACUGCAGCCAAAAUACAUUAAUAUAUUCAUUUUAAACGCUAGCCAGAGAAAAGUUAACUAUUUCCUUUCAUUAUUAUUGUAUGCUGAUGGUCAGUGACCUUUUCUAAAAUUUAAAAGUGAUCUUUAGCUCCAAGACGCUUUAAAGAUGGUGUUGGUCAUUGGGUUCCUGCCCUUUGCUAAUCACUAAGCAAAUAGUUCAGAAGCAACAGCCACAAAAACUUAAAACCUCUCCUGUAACAUAGCAAUUACUGGUAAGUAUUAGGACAUGCUCCUUCUGGUUCUUAAGAGUUAACCAGAAAUGUCACUCUGCAUCUCAAAGGCAGCAUAAAUAUCACAUCUCAGAGCCCUACACUUAAAUUAUAUCUGUCUGAAGAAUUCUCAGUUAGGUAUUUUGAAAUAUCUUUUGGAGUACAAGAUACUCAUCUCCCAUUUCCAGAUGCUACUUUCUUAUCUGCUAGACAAAUUCAAUCUGACAAAAGCUUUAUGCACCUUCCUAUGAAUACUGGAAAAUACAAAAAGCUGCAUCUUGCUGCUUUAGUGCUUCUAACUCUUCUUCUCCCUCCUACACAUAUCUGAGUUCAGUUAACUUGCUUUUGCUUUAAUUGAUUGACUCAAGACAAACCAGCAUAAGUUCUUAAAGCUACUGAGAGACAUCACCUUCUGAAGAGAGUUAUUUCAGUGGAAGUUAACAUCUCCAAGUAUUCUGUUCCUCAAAAGCGUAAUUUUGAGUGACUAGUGAAAAGCAUUAAGGAAUAGUUAAGUAAGUUAGACUAGCAAAAGAAGAUCUAUCCAUUUUGGCACAAGUAGAUAGGGGACUAAGGUGUCAGUUCAGUAGCUCCCCUCACAAAGAGGGCAGUGUCCUCUUAGGGAAGCUGCAAUCUGAACCUAGCAUGGCAAUAUUAAGUAUAAAGAACUCUGCCAAAGGCUUCUCUUAAUUACAUAUAAAUGAGGUUCCCCAGUAAUAGUGACCAAUUAUGAGUCAGGAUGUGGGGGGGUUGGCUUAUUUAGUUUUUUGUUUGUAAAUGCUUUUAAAUAUAACUAGUGUCUCAUAUAGCUGGUUUGUUUCACUUUCUUGUUAAAUACUACAUAAAGUCACUUUUAAAGAUUGCAUGAUUUUUUUUACCAUUGUCUGAAGUCUUUCUUUCUCUUAUCUUGGCACUGCUAGGAUCAAAUAAUGUAUGAAGAACUACGUCAGUCACUGUGCAGGUGAUACAUUUGGACAAUCCCCAAAAGACUUGCUCUACAUUGGUGGAGAGUUUUGUAAUACCCAUGCCUGAUUUGAAGAGUCAGGUUGGAAAAAAAGUGUGCUAAAUCUCUCAGCUUUUUAAACUGUACCUGAAAAAAGUUCAUCAUAACCUACUGCUCUAAACCAUCCUUAAUUUAACUAUUUCCAGAAUAAAAGAUACAAUACACGCUUCCUGCUUAUCACCAUUUAAGUCUUAAAAAUUAAUGCUUUUAGUGCUAAAGAGCUAAUACCAUUCUGAUAUAAUAUUUGGCGCCCUUAAUCAGAAAUCCCUCAGAGGCAGAGAGGCUACCCCUUCCUAGUGUUUACAUUGCUCAAAUAGCUGUUUUCAAACAUAAAUGAAAGUACCUGUUUUCAGGAACAAGGACUCUGGAAGAGUCACUGGGAGAACAGAGCUGUGAAAGUAGUCUGGGAAAGCACUGCACUGCAUGUCAUCAGACCAUUAAUCAUGCCUUUCCCAAAUACAGUGACACAUGAUGAUUGUACUAGCGUGGGUUCUCAGAGCUUCUAGCAGCUUCUCUUCACCUUAUCAAAAGAAACUAUCCAGAGAUGGCAAGCUGUCUUAAAUGUUACCUAGGAGAGAGUAGAGUUUAGAAAUCUGAGAAGUGCUACAGUGUUGCAACUUAACAGCCACCUAAGAAACACUUGAAACAGUGGGAGUUAUCCAACAACCUGGUUCUUAAUUUUUUUAAAAAAAAAAAACAGACAAAUCUGCAACAACAAAAAUUCUAUUACAGGUUUGAAUUCCUUAGCUCAAGUGUUUUGACAUCCUCUGGAGGAAGGAAAAUGUUAUUGUUUUAAGAAACAGGCCAAGAGCCUGAAGCUUUUUUUUUUUUAAGUACAUGAAAUUCCAUCUUGGAAAGAGGGUCAAAGUUUCAGCACCAGCAAAAUGGCAAGUACUGAGUUAAGACAAAACAAUGAAGCAUGACAGAUACCGAGUAACUCAUUUCUGAAACCUACAAGCCUUCAUGGAUUUUUUACUGUCAUGAUUCUAUGAAGUUCCUUUAAUCAUUAAUAUCAGUUCCUAUCUUUGAUCUGUCUUAAUCUUCCUGCAACCAUUGCUCAAGGAUCAAAAUAAGAAAUGGAUGAUUUCUGCUAAAAGACUUUCCAAUUUGAUAACACCAAACUUUAAAUCCUUUUAGAGUAAUGAAAUUUCCAUAUAAAACCGUAAAAUAAUUUUUGUAAGCAACAUUUAUUCUACAAGCAUCCCCCCUACUUUAACAUUUAAGAGGUAGGAUGUGACCCUGAACAACCUGAUCUAACUUCAAGAUUGACCUUGCCUUGAGGGAACAGCACCUUACAACUGAAAUUCUUGUCCCAAUUGCCAUCUGACAAAAAAAUCUUGCACAUUUUUCUCCAAAGGUAAAUGUGGAAGGCUGUUACACAUAACUGAUCACCACAGACUUGUGUUUUAAAACUACUGACACUCAUGGCAGCUUGUACUUACUACUGUAAUUUUUUUUGCACAUUUGAUACUCCCUCCCUCUUCUCAGGAAGCCUGAAACUCAGGGACUCAAGUUGUGGCCUAUAUGACUAACAAAUGAAGUCCCUGCAUGUAAAGUAGAUGAUGUGUUUGCUUGUAAUUGUAAAUCAGGCUUGGAGCUUUAGGAAUUACUGAGACACCCAGAAAUCCCAAGCUGAAGGAUCAUAAUUUUCUCUUAGAAGAGUUUCACUUGUGGAUAUUCAUUAGUGCAAGGCAAUGCAAUUAGUGCAUAUCAGUUAUAUGACUAAUUUAAUGUGAAAUCAUAACUAGAUGUCAUGUACAGAGCUGCACAAGAACCACCUAUGUUACACAGACUUUUUCCUGUUCUAGCUCUACAUCUACAACUUUACAGUUUGAGGAUUUUUUUUUUUUUACCACCUACCUUAAACGAAAGGCUUUUUGCUUUAUAGGAAGCCACAACUGUGUCAAAGCAAGCUGUGACCCCUUUCAGGACAACAACACACUGAAUUCACUAGAGUGUUUGAGAGUUGACCAAUGAAAAAGAGAACCAAGCAGGAGCCCUAUGAAAGCAAUAUAUGCUACCUCAAAUACAAAUUUUGACACUGUCAGCCAUUUUUACCUUUAAAUAUGAUAAUUAAUUCUAAAGGCAUCACUGUUUUUCACCUGCCUGUGGCAUGCAUUGGUUUCAAAACAAAUGAACUGUAUAUAAAAAGAACUCAUCAGGAAUAAAAGAAAAAUAUCUCCUGUGAUACAGCUUCAGUGAUAUGAUUUAGAAAUAUGUCAUCCUUUCUUGGGAAAGAAGUGUGGCAAGCCACUCUUUACAGUUGUAAAUAGCCACGUGAAUGAUUUCUCCUUUAUUGAUAUAUAGAGGAAAAUCCUUUAAGGAUAGCUGCAGUUGAUGAGCUUACAAACAAGUAAAGUCCUGAAGCCCUGGCAUAUUCACCCAAGAAUUUUCUCCUUCUUUCCUGUUACCAUGGUAUUAUUCCUGUGUGUAAAUGAAGCAAGAAAGCAAGGUAGAACUUGCAAGGCAAGACUAAGGAGAAAAUACUAUUCAAGUAGUAAUAAUAACAGUAUUACUAUUCAAGUAUUAAUAAUAUAGUCUUGUCAAGGUUUCUACCACACACCAUUUUUAUUAUACAAAGUAUCUGAUAAUCCUUCUUAACAUGUGAUAGGGGAAGAGGAAGCAGGGUGCAUGAGAGUUUGAAUUUACAAGAAAAUCUGGAGUUAAGUUGAAAGGCAGAAAGAGCCAGAUCAGUCAAGCAUCCAUAUCCUGUUUGCUUACCUUGUCUGGGCUACAUGUGCGUCAAGGAGCAAACACGGUUAGGCAACUGAACUCUGACUUCACGCAAGAGAGUACUGCACCCACACCACUGCUUUUUCUUGGGGGAAAUUCUGCUUAGGCUAUAGUACUUAGCACUGAAAAAAACUUGAUAACAGAUAAAUUGUAAAAUCUCUUGUACUUGUACAUAGAAAAUAGGGAUCAAUUUAAGGAAAAAGCCUUUUCACAUAAUAGAGACCACUACUUUGUUCUGCAUAUGCAGCUACCACCCCUCCUAGCAGAAAUGCCUACAGGAGGUUUUCCCUCUAGUCAUGUUUCUGUUGGGGCAAGAUCAAGAAAUUGUUCAUCACACUAUUCUUCUCUCCCUUUUCCUGAGGCUAGCUACAUAUCUAAAUCACAGUAACGAUUGUCCCAGAGCAUAUUAAAUGCUAACUUAAGCACAGAUAGGGGGCAGAGGCAGUACAGGAACUGUCAGAAGGAAAAAAAAAAUGCUGUCUUCAUUCUUACCUAAACAGGAAACUCUUCAACAUUUUGUCCUCACUGACAUCUUGUAUACUACUGCAGGCUUGAUUGUGAAAUACAGGAUUUGAUAGAGAAGAGGUAAUUGUGUACAUAGAGUUGCAGGUUGCUAUACUAAAGGCACAUCUACAUGAUUUAGACACACCUAUUUGUCAGACUGUUUUUUUAGGACCUUGCAGAAGCAAUCCUGGCAGACCCAGAAGUGCCUCCUUGUGCUUUGCAGCUUGCAAGCUAAAACAGUAGAACUUGCUUUGCCUUAAGUCUUUUGAGACACUUUCAAAUUACAGUACACUUUCCAAAGGCUGUGUCUUAGACCACUUAUGCAAAAUCACUACCCGAAAGCAACUUUUCUCCUGUUUGUCCAACUGGAUUAGUAUGGCAUCCCCCAAUCUAUAGCAUUGACAUUAUUGCUUGUUGAACCUCAUCGUUAAAUAAGGAAUGAACAACUUGAAGUUCUACUGUAGCAUGCCACUUCAUCUAAUACAAGAAUAAAUGCCAAGAAGGCAGAGGUCAACCACUGAGCUCAUUAUCUAACAGUGCCUGCUUACUUAGUACAGAUCCAUUUCUCAACACCUGUGGACUUUUAAGUAUAUGUUAUGUGUGGAACAGACAGGCUCAGCAGCAAAAGAAGAAUGCCAGAGGCAAGAGUUGUUCUGAAAGAGGAAUAUACCCACGCCUGUCCUGUGGUAAAACUCAUGGCUAGUAUGAUCAGACUGCAGGAUGUAUCACUUACUCCACUUAAGCAGCUUCAAGUAAAGGGGGUUGGGGGGGUGGGUGUGCAUGCAUUACAAGCCACGCCAGGCAGUUUAUUCUGAAAACUGCAAGUUACUCUGAAAACCUUGAAGGGGAUUCAGAGCUCUCCACAAUUUAACUGCAGCUAACAUAAUACUUGGAUGACACAUUUAACAUUGCUGACCCAAAGCCAGCUGUGUUUUGACAGUUAAACUCCUAGCUGAUUUCACAUAAAGGAGAGCUUUGCCAAACUGACAAACUAGUAAGAUGCUUUAGUGACACAGAAAGGAACAAACCCUAACAAGAAAGGACAAAGUUAACAACUCAUUCCAUCUGAAAAACUUUAACCGAAUUAUAAUUCUGUUAAUGUCAGGGUUCUUAAUGCUCUGUAGGUUUAAUUUGAUCUUCACUGGUUAGUCAAAGCUCCCUCCAACUUUCAGAUAAAGUAUAUCAAGAACUAUACUUACUUGGUUUUGCCAGAUAAAUAGUUUCCAUUAAUGCUAUUAAAAUGUAAUUCCUUAAAAACAAUAACUAGAUAGUUCAUAUGUAUUUAAAAAAAAAAUCAUGUUUAUCUUUGUGCCAUGCCUUUGGACUAAACACAUUUUAUGACUGGAGAAAACUAGUUUUGAAUUUAGAAUAUAUCAAACACAAGCCAAGUAGUCCAGCUGGUCUUCAUUCCUUUUACCAGUGGUUCAGAAAUGCUUCUGACUUUUUUUAGGGAUGAAAUUAUAUGUAACUUAUAUUAGGCAUAGUAUAUAAAAUAUUACACAUACUAUAUUUAACAUAUUAAUAAUCUAUAUAGACUAUAUAUAAACCAAAAUAUAGGUUAACUUUCAGAUGAUCUGCUUCUGGCAAAAUCCCUACUACUGAAGUUAAAUGCCAAAGCCUCUUGUGUGUAUACACAGGAAUUCUAUACCCAAGAACGGUAGUUACCAAUGCUUGUAGGGAAUCAGACUGUGGUUUAGAUCCAAACAUGAGUCUCACUGGUUCAGAUUAACCUAGAGCAGUAAAUGUUCUCCAGUAGGCAGCCAGUAGCAUGUGUUUCAGAAAGAAUACGGCAAGCACAGAUAUCUCCCUCAGAACUCCCCACUAUUCUGCAGCUCUUGAAGUGAAAAUGGGAUAUUUAUAAUCAAGAGUUGGAAGGGAACAUCCCAGUCAGGACACCCUAGAGCAGUAUUUGCAAUUUUUAACAAGAGAGAUGGCAACUUCAGUCCCAUUUAAAAGCAGGAAUUCACACUUGCGCUACCUUUUGGGAGGACAGUAAGGGGCAUCAGCAAUUCUAUGAAGUAGGUAUCGAAGCCCAAGUAUGAAAGUUAAACUCUGAGCUCUCACUUAUCUUAGAUGAAUACUUCAGAUAAGCAGUUUCUCAACUUUAGCUUUUAGCCGUGAAACUUUUUGGAGACACUUUCCGUCCUUCAUUCAGCUAUGGCAAGCUAUCAAAGAGAUUUAAUUCCACCAUUCACUUCUUAAAUUGAGAAACAGUCAUACAGAUGUGGCUUAAAAAGAAACAAGUUUUGCCACUUGUUAAGCCUGUUUGGGUCUUUCAGCCAAAAUAGUUUUCUUCCCAGUAGAAAGGCAAGACAGUGACUCUUUACAGUUCAUCUAUACCACCACUCAAUAGAACAGCUCUUGCAGCUGCUUUAAAAAUGCCAAAUUUCUCUAAAGCUCAUGUCUUUCAGCAUUAGGGGACAAAUCAAAAAUUCACCCGAUGUUACUUUCAUCUUUGCUUUUUAAUUACAUGUAAAAAUACUGGAUAAAAGUAGAUUUUGACAUUACACUAUACCCUGAGCAAUAUGCUGGCUAGCUAGCAUGUUAUUGGCAUCAUUACGAAGUCACUUUGUAAGUGGUUGUCAUGCUUUCAUACACUUCUAUUACAUAACCACAGAUAAGGGCCCACACUUAAAACGCACGCACAUUAGAAACAGGACUGCAAUCAAGUGAGGGUUAAGUUGUACCAACACAUUCUUCUCAGGCACUCAGCUUCUU
Egretta garzetta (little egret) is the source of this 10332-nucleotide messenger RNA. It is a transcript of the gene NVL, whose product is annotated as nuclear VCP like. Gene Ontology annotation, biological process: ribosome biogenesis. The transcript has 22 exons. The coding region runs from base 43 to 2721 and encodes 892 amino acids. The record is from RefSeq and is a predicted model, not a curated record. Gene Ontology annotation, molecular function: RNA binding; ATP binding; ATP hydrolysis activity. Lineage: Eukaryota; Metazoa; Chordata; Aves; Pelecaniformes; Ardeidae. Gene Ontology annotation, cellular component: nucleus.